This is a messenger RNA of Fusarium verticillioides 7600, 3539 nucleotides long. Its product is annotated as replication factor C subunit 1. Gene Ontology annotation, molecular function: DNA clamp loader activity; ATP binding; ATP hydrolysis activity. NCBI's taxonomy places the organism in Eukaryota, Fungi, Ascomycota, Sordariomycetes, Hypocreales, Nectriaceae. The record is from RefSeq and is a predicted model, not a curated record. Gene Ontology annotation, biological process: DNA replication; DNA repair. Bases 175 to 3318 code for a protein of 1047 amino acids. The transcript is spliced from 5 exons. Gene Ontology annotation, cellular component: nucleus; DNA replication factor C complex.
AGCUACCGUGCACGUCACUAGACUCGGACUUCUAGGUUGCUCCUUGAUUGCCUGGGAUUCACGUUACCAUCCCUCACCCAGGCAACAUUGGCGCAUGCCAUUAGAAAGGUCGAUGCAGUUUUUCAAUCGCCAGUAAAACAAGAAGAAGAGAAAAAACAAGGCGAGAUUGCCAAAAUGCCUUCCGAUAUCCGGUCUUUCUUUGGACCCAAGGGUGGUGGCGCUCCAAAACCUACUCCACGAAAAGCUGAGGAGCUGGCCAAGAGCAAGCGUACAAAGGGAAGAAAGGUCGUCGAAGAUAGCGACGAUGACGAAGAUGAAGCAGUAGAAGUGCAAAAGCCUACCACUAAACCCGCCCCAAAGAGAAAAGCCAAGGAGGAGGAAACUAAGGGCGUGGCUAUUUCUGCUAAUGAUUACUUCGCUGCCACAAAGAACAGCAAGCCUACAAACUCAGCAACACCCAAAAAGCCUGCUGCAAAGCCUGAUAUUCCCGUUCGAUCAAGUCCCCGAGGAAAGCCUACUGCUUCGAAGCCCGCAGCAAUAGCGAAGAAUGAUAAAGCUUCUGCCACACGAAAAUCAACAACCUCUUACUCACGCCACAAUGCCGAUCAGGAUUCUGAUGCUUACAUGGAUGAUGGGGACGAUGACGACGAAGAUAUUUUUGCAGCUGAUGCCAAGGGUGGAAGUAAGCGCAAGAACGACGACUACGAGGAGGACGAAUCCGAGGACGAGGAACUUCCUAAGCCAAAGCGAAUAGCGACUCGAGGCUGCUCAUCCGCCGUCAAGAAGGAAGAGAAGGAAGAACAAGCCAAACCUACAGCAAAAGGCAGAAAGCGAAAGGCUUUAUCAGAAGACUCAGAAGAGUCAGAAGAAGAGGCCCCACGCAAGAAAGCGGCUACAACUAAACCCAAAGCUGCAGCCAAACCUCGAGCUCCAAGAAAGAAGAAUGAUGACCCUGAAGAUGAAGAGAUCAAGGAUAUUCUCGAUAACAUUACUACCGUUCGUGCCCCUACACCACCACCCAAAGAUGACAAUGCCAAGUUCGAUUGGCGAAAGAACGCAUUCGGAGGCGGUAAUGCAUCUGCUCAGCCAGCUGCCGGUGCAGCUGACCUCCCCGAAGGCGCGGAUGAAUGCUUGACUGGCCUUAGUUUUGUCUUCACGGGUGUUUUACAGACCAUUAGUCGUGAUGAGGGGCAAGCUCUUGUCAAGAGGUAUGGUGGUAAAGUCGUCGGUCAGCCGAGCAGCAAGACAAGUUUUGUGGUUUUGGGAGAAGACGCCGGGCCAAGUAAGCUGGCAAAGAUCAAGUCUAUCGGCAUCAAGACAAUUGACGAGAACGGACUUUUCGAACUGAUCCGCAAACUUCCUGCAUUUGGAGGUGGCGGCAAAGGAGCCCAGAAGGCCCAGGAGAAGAAAAAGGCCGAAGAAGACAAAGUCAAGAAACAGGUUGCAGAGAUGGAGGCCGAAGAGAAGGUUCGAAAGGCAGAGGCUGCGAAGGCCGCCAAAAAAGCGGCUGCCGCUGGAGGGCCUCCUGUGAAGGCUGCUACGGCACCCCCCGUUCAAUUACUGACUUCAAAGUAUGCACCCACACAGCUUGGCCAUAUUUGUGGCAAUAAGGCUCAAGUCGAAAAGAUCCAGAACUGGCUCAGAAACUGGCCAAAACACAAGAAAUACAACUUUCAAAGAAGGGGUGCUGACGGGAUGGGCGGCGAGCGCGCCAUCAUCAUCUCUGGACCCCCUGGAAUCGGCAAGACAACCGCUGCUCACCUAGCUGCGAAGCUGGAGGGAUAUGACGUUUUGGAGAGCAAUGCAAGCGAUACUCGAAGCAAGAAGCUCGUCGAAAACGGAGUGAGUGAUGUCAUGAACAACACGUCGCUUCUCGGUUACUUUGCUGGCGACGGCAAAGAUGUGGAUGCAACCAAGAAGAAGAUUGUUCUCAUCAUGGAUGAGGUUGACGGUAUGUCUGCGGGCGAUCGAGGCGGUGUCGGUGCUUUGGCAAAGUUCUGCAAAAAAACACAGGUUCCCCUGAUACUCAUCUGUAAUGAGCGAAGACUGCCCAAGAUGAAGCCUUUCGACCAUGCAGCUUUCGACAUCCGAUUCAAUCGCCCAACUGUGGAUCAAGUUCGAUCUCGCGUCAUGACGAUUUGCCACAGAGAAGGGCUCAAGCUUCCUGCUUCUGUGGUAGAUGCUCUUAUCGAGGGAAGCAACAAGGAUAUUCGACAGAUCAUCAAUAUGAUUUCCACGGCAAAAUUAGACCAGACAAGUAUGGACUUCGACCAAAGCAAAGCCAUGUCUAAGGCUUGGGAAAAGCACGUCAUCCUUAAGCCGUGGGAUAUCUGCCAAAAGAUGCUGGCAGGUGGAUUGUUCACCCCCGCAAGCAAGUCAACACUUAAUGAUAAGAUUGAGCUCUAUUUCAACGACCACGAGUUCAGCUAUCUCAUGAUACAAGAGAACUAUCUCCGAACAAAACCUAUGGCGUUAAAUGGAAAGGGAUAUAACCAACGCGAGCUCAAGCUCAAAGCUCUCGAACUGUUCGAUAAUGCAGCAGAGAGCAUCAGCGACGGAGACCUUGUCGAUCGUAUGAUCCACGGACCUCAGCAACAUUGGAGCCUGAUGCCCACACAUGCUGUGUUUAGUACGGUCCGCCCCGCCAGUUUUAUAGCAGGCCAGCUCAUGGGCUCCAACUUCACGUCGUGGUUGGGCAACAACAGCAAGUACGGAAGAUUGGGUAGGUCGAUUCGAGAAGUUCACUCUCACAUGCGCCUCAAAUCUUCUGGCGAUCAUAACGAGAUUCGCCAGCAGUACCUCCCUGUUCUUUGGACGCAGCUUGUAGAUCGUCUACAGAAGCAGGGCAACGAGGCAGUGUCAGAGGUCAUUGAUUUGAUGGACAGUUACUACUUGACUCGUGAAGAUUUCGAUGCUGUUCAGGAACUCGGUGUCGGACCGAUGGACGAGGAACACGUCAAGAUUGAGACCAAGACCAAAGCUGCUUUCACCCGAACAUACAACGCAAUGAGCCACCCAGUUCCCUUCAUGAAGGCCAGCAAUGUCGUCGCUCCCAAGGCUCAGCCCAAGGAGGUUCCUGAUCUUGAGGAAGCUGUCGAAGAUGAUGAUGUCGAGGCAGUCGAGGCACCUGAGGUCGACGAAGAAGAUGACGAAAUCGAUUUCAAGAAGGACAAGUAUAUAAAAAAACCGAAAGCCAAGAAGGUCACCAAGAAGGCGGCCAAGGCUGCUGGCGACGACGAAGAAGAGGACGAGGAUAAACCUAAGCGAGGUCGAACCAAGGCCAAGGCUACUGGUGCCAAGGCUAAGGGGAAGAAGUAAAUGACGGCCGAGUUAUGGCAUGGCAUUAAAUGUAACAGAUAAUACUCGGUUGUGGUUCAUUGUAAGUAAGCUAGAGGCAUAUCACGUUCAGUUAGUGUUUAGUAUGGAGGCGAGAUGGGGAAAACGGAGUCAAAGGUAACGAGCCAGCCCUCGUUGUAUUAUAGAUUUCUAGUAAUAACUUAAGAAAUGAGAUUCAGAUACUUCGAUAAAUAGUAGCCAUA